AUGGCCGAAUACGCGGCGGCAGCCAUCGCGGCUCUGACAACAACAGCGGCCAUGGUCGGCAGCUCGACGGCACACAGGCAGCAGAUAUAUAGAGGAUACAACGGCAUCGAGAACUCGCCCUGGCAGCGCCGUCCCCCGUUCACGAGCACGUCCCUUCGACGUGCAAGCGCUUACUACGGGCAGUCAUUAUACUGUCCGCCCGGCUUACACGAGCACCUUGUGCAUCACGCCGAGUGCCCGGCCUCGCAAUGUCACUACAGAGCUUUCGUAUGCCCCCUUCUCUUAUUCUCUCCUAUAUUUUCUCAAGCCUAUUCCCUACAGCCCCCCCUUAAUAACUUUACUAAUGCCUGUUUCCCACCGACACAGCUCAUGGAUUCGAUCCAGCGAUACAACGAAGCCAGGCGAGCCCUACGAGAAACAUACGUGUGGAACCUACGGGAGUUAGCACGCGUACAUGCGGCACAGCCGCGCAAGCCGGCCAUUGACAAGGCCGCCGAGGCCGAUCGCCUCUACAAUUACUACGUCUCGCGGGUCCGAGACGUCUUCGAAGAGCAUCGCUGUGAUCACCGCCGGUUAUUUGGCCAGGACUACUUAUAUUGGGCGCAGCCUGAGCGUGAGGACCAUAUCAGGUCACUGUUACGCGGCCGAACGAGAAGCAGGAUUGCUAGUCGUAUUGAAAGUUCUAGUAACGACACUAGCGGCAAUAGCGAGAAGCAAGGUAUUAAUUCCACUAACACUGAGGAUAUGAAAGGAGAGGAAGGUUCGGAAUGCGUAGAAGAAAACUCGGGGAACAAAGAGAACUCAGUCGGAGGCACAGGGGACAGAGUAACAUAAUUUCCUUUUUCCUUUCUAUUCUGCUUUUCGGCAAUACUAUUAAACGCCUUCGCAACAUAAAUGCCAAACCUCGCAUCGCAUCCAGGGCAGACGGGACGGGGGAUUCUAGAACCUAAUACAAGCAAGCCUAGCUAGUGUAGCUCCGGGACGGGCAGGGAAUAGUACAAAACGGAAGAGGACCCGUGUCUAAUACAUACCAUCACUACCAGCAUCCCCUUAUUAGAUAU
This is a messenger RNA of Daldinia loculata, 1061 nucleotides long. RefSeq lists its product as uncharacterized. NCBI's taxonomy places the organism in Eukaryota, Fungi, Ascomycota, Sordariomycetes, Xylariales, Hypoxylaceae. Bases 1 to 834 code for a protein of 277 amino acids. The record is from RefSeq and is a predicted model, not a curated record. The transcript has a single exon.